Messenger RNA from Talaromyces proteolyticus, 1086 nucleotides. RefSeq names its product chaperonin 10-like protein. Lineage: Eukaryota; Fungi; Ascomycota; Eurotiomycetes; Eurotiales; Trichocomaceae. Bases 1 to 1086 code for a protein of 361 amino acids. The transcript is spliced from 4 exons. Gene Ontology annotation, molecular function: zinc ion binding; L-iditol 2-dehydrogenase (NAD+) activity. The record is from RefSeq and is a predicted model, not a curated record. Gene Ontology annotation, biological process: D-sorbitol catabolic process.
AUGGAGAACGCAUCUUUCGUUCUCAAAGAUAUCAAGAGUGUUGUUAUUGAGGAUCGACCAAAGCCGCGGCUUAAAGAUCCUCAUGAUGUGAUGGUACAUGUUGCACAGACCGGUAUCUGCGGUAGCGAUGUUCACUACUGGCAACGUGGCCGCAUUGGUGACUAUGUUCUUAGCGGCCCCAUGGUCCUAGGACAUGAAUCUUCUGGUGUCGUCGUUGAAGUAGGCGAUAAAGUAAAAAACCUGAAGCCAGGCGACCGCGUUGCCCUUGAACCUGGUGUCCCAUGCCGGCGGUGCGACUAUUGCCGUGGAGGAAACUAUCAUCUUUGUGGUGAUAUGAUCUUCGCUGCCACUCCUCCAUGGGACGGUACACUUGCCAAAUAUUAUAUCAAUGCCGCAGACUUCUGCUACAAAGUGCCUGACUCUAUGUCACUAGAAGAAGCAGCUAUGGUUGAACCCGUCUCUGUAGCCUGCACAAUCGGCAAAACAGCCGAUCUCCGUGCCCACCAGACUGUUCUCGUUCUAGGUUGUGGUCCUAUUGGAGUUCUCAGCCAGGCUGUUGCCAAGGCCUGGGGAGCAAAAACCGUCAUUGGCGUUGACGUGGUGGAAUCUAGGCUUGAGGUUGCUAAGCAAUUUGGCGCCGAUUACACCUUCUCUCCUCCACGAGUGGAGCCUGGUGAGGAUCCUAUUGCGCAUGCGGAAAAGGUCGCAAACUUAUUGAAGGAGAAAUUUAACCUUGGCGAGGGGCCUGACGUUGUUUUGGAGUGUUCCGGUGCGGAGCCAUGUGUUCAAUUGGGAAUCUUCGCAGCCAGGAGAGGUGCGACUUUCGUUCAGGCUGGCAUGGGCAAGGAGAAUAUCUUGUUCCCAAUCACAGCCGUCUGUGUUCGAGGGUUGAUCAUUAAGGGAUCCAUUCGUUACUUGACAGGGUGCUACCCAGCUGCAAUUGACUUGAUCUCCAGCGGACGCAUUCAGGCCAAAAAGUUGAUCACGAACAGAUUUAAAUUUGAACAGGCCGAAGAAGCUUUUGAGUUAGUUAAGGCAAGACGGCAGGACGUUUUCAAGGUUAUGAUUGCUGGCGUUGAUUACUGA